GAAGCUUACGAAGCCUCGGAACGGACACGACACGACGUUCAGUACGCCCACCAGCUCAGACGACAUUGGAUCGGAAACGACGCGGGUGCUAUGUUUCUCUCUCAGUCUUGAGAGUACCUCGACAUAGAAAGGUGCCGCAGCUCUGGCAUGAUUCCCUGCUAAAUACUAAAAUGAGUGAUAAUAGUAGUGACGAAGAAGUUCUCGUUUUAACCCUUGCCUUAGCAGCUGCAGAGGAAGAAGAACAAGAAGAAAAACAGUGGAUACAUCCUAUAUGUGCAUCUAGAGAACAGGAAGGAGAAUAAUUCCACCACUACCCCACCACCCCAGACAGCUGAGACAAAAGGCGUAACAACACACUCAUGCAUACAACUUAUGUACGCCUCUAUCGUACCAGACGUCUAGUGCCAUCAGAGGCCGAGAUGCGGAAGACUGUGGCUGCAAUGGUGGGGGAGGAGAGCGCCGACACGGUGCACCUUGCAGCCUUCCUUACUAUCGCCAAGAAGCUGCUCCUGGACCGACGAUUCCCGGGAGUCGUCAAAGAGGAGAUCGAGCGGGCCCUUGCAGUACUGGCAAAGGAGGGUCGCACCUAUCUAGCAGAGGUGCAUCCCCAGCCGGAGUCGAAGUCUAGCGGAAUGUACGGCGAUGGAAAGAAGACGAUGUUUCGGCCGGCAGGGAGCCUGGGCCGGGAGGAGUUGGUGCGGCUGCUGACAUGCGAGGGAGAGGCGCUAACUCAGGAGGAGGCCGAGGAGAUGAUCUUGUCCCUGCCCAUGAAAGAUGCAGACCUGGUGGACCUGGACCAGUACGCCACGCAGCUGGUGCCGCCGCCAAAAUUCCACUGAGUCAGCCCAGCUCAUCUGUGUUUUUGUAUCCACUGAAAUAAAUGAAUAUGCUGACAAGCUGACUUUUUCGGCAUGAGGGUCACAUGGCUAGGAUUCAUGACUAUUCAUGUACUCGUGUUUUAGGGUGCUGAAUUCAAGGGUGCUGAAUUCAGUCUUCCGUAACCUCCAGUAUUUCAAAACAGUUGGAAGUACCUUGCAAUCAAAAAAAGUUUUAGCAGAACUGCAUGGCACAUACUUGUAGAGCAGGAAAUGUAUCGCGAACUUUUAUGCAUGUUAAUUAGAGAUAAAGUUUCUUGGUUAUGGAUAACUGUCGUCAGUCGCCAACAGAGGUUAUGAUCAGUCUUUUGCGUUACCUUUCCUUGUACCGGCACUGGUGAACGUGAGGAAAGAGGUCAUUUCUCGUAUAAAAGGAAAAAAGAACAAUUCCUUAUUGGUGCCUUUUCUUAAGCAGCAGCAUCACUAUUAUACCCUACCGCGAUUCAUGGUCCACGUGCUGUGAAAAUAAAUGGUCUAAUCUGC
Scylla paramamosain (green mud crab) is the source of this 1358-nucleotide messenger RNA. RefSeq names its product calmodulin-like. The record is from RefSeq and is a predicted model, not a curated record. Bases 360 to 839 code for a protein of 159 amino acids. The transcript is spliced from 4 exons. Lineage: Eukaryota; Metazoa; Arthropoda; Malacostraca; Decapoda; Portunidae.